Molecule: messenger RNA, 1281 nt
Organism: Elgaria multicarinata webbii
Lineage: Eukaryota; Metazoa; Chordata; Lepidosauria; Squamata; Anguidae
Gene: DLX5
Product: distal-less homeobox 5
Exons: 3
Coding region: 149-1021 (290 amino acids)
Biological process (GO): cell differentiation; regulation of transcription by RNA polymerase II; anatomical structure formation involved in morphogenesis
Molecular function (GO): DNA-binding transcription factor activity, RNA polymerase II-specific; RNA polymerase II cis-regulatory region sequence-specific DNA binding
Source: RefSeq, a predicted model, not a curated record
AUAACCAGCCCCAGCGAGCUCCCAGCCGCCGCCGCCUCCUCUUCCUCCUCCUCCUCCUCCUCCCUCGCUCCCUCCCCCCGCCAUGGCUGCCUAGAAGACCGAGCCGCUCGCUCGCCCGCCCGCCCGCCCGCCUGCCUGCCUCCCAAGCAUGACAGGGGUGUUUGACAGAAGAGUCCCAGCCAUCCGAUCCGGCGAGUUCCAGGCUCCUUUUCAGGCGGCUGCAGCGGCCGCCACCAUGCAUCACCCGCCCCAGGAGUCGCCCACUCUGCCCGAGUCCUCGGCGACGGACCCCGACUACUACAGCUCGCCCGGAGGAGCCCCGCACGGCUAUUGCUCGCCUUCUUCGGCGUCCUACGGCAAGACGCUCCACCCGUACCAGUACCAGUACCAGGGCAUGAACGGGACGGCGGCGAGCUACCCUGCCAAAGCCUACGCCGACUACGGCUAUGCCAGCCCUUAUCACCAGUACAGCGGGGCUUACAACAGAGCGCCCAGCGCAGCCAGCCAGCCAGAAAAAGAAGUGGCUGAGCCGGAGGUGAGGAUGGUGAACGGCAAACCAAAGAAAGUUCGCAAACCAAGGACUAUUUACUCCAGUUUUCAGCUGGCGGCUUUACAGAGGAGGUUCCAGAAAACCCAGUACUUAGCCCUACCUGAAAGGGCCGAGCUGGCUGCGUCUUUAGGCCUGACACAGACACAGGUGAAAAUCUGGUUUCAGAACAAAAGAUCCAAGAUCAAGAAGAUCAUGAAAAACGGCGAGAUGCCACCGGAGCACAGCCCGAGCGCCAGCGACCCCAUGGCUUGCAACUCCCCGCAGUCUCCCGCGGUGUGGGAACCGCAGGGCACCGCCAGGUCUCUCAGCCAUCACCCCCACGCUCAUGGGGCAAACUCCAAUCCAUCCCCCGCCUCCGCCUAUCUGGAGAACUCCCCUUCCUGGUAUUCGGGCGGUAACUCUCUCAGCGGCCACUUGCAACACGCUUCGCUACAGCAUCCUUUGGCUUUGGCUUCCGGGACAAUCUACUAGAAUAGGGUUGCCUUUUAAAACAAACAAACAAACAUCUCUUUUUUUUUGGACUCUGGCGUUUUGUUCAUAAAGGGGGGAAAAUCAUAUGGGGGACUUUUUGGUUGCUUUUUUAUUUUUAUGGGAAAGAAAACUAUACAGGAUGAAAUGUAUAAACCUUGUGCAUGUAACUUAUUGCAUUUCAAAGGAAAUCCCCCUUCGUUUUUUCUUUUUUAAAAAAGAAAGAAAAAAGCAGACGGACUUUGGGGUUAUUGUUGAUUUGG